This is a messenger RNA of Blastocystis hominis, 1842 nucleotides long. RefSeq lists its product as hypothetical. The record is from RefSeq and is a predicted model, not a curated record. Bases 1 to 1842 code for a protein of 613 amino acids. The transcript is spliced from 6 exons. NCBI's taxonomy places the organism in Eukaryota, Bigyra, Opalinata, Blastocystidae. Gene Ontology annotation, molecular function: ATP-dependent diacylglycerol kinase activity.
AUGCUUUCUAAUUUUUUUCUCACUAUUUGGCUGGAUGGGAAUAUCGAUAUUGGAACUACCUGCUGUAUCUGUCACGAGGAGAUCACUUCCUUCGUAAACCUCACAGGCAAACGCUGUGUGUGGUGCCAGCGCGUUGUCCACGAUGAGUGUGCCUCGCAGUUGGACGAAUUCUGCGAUUUCGGUAAGUUCAAAAACUACAUCAUUUCCCCUUCGUUCGUUCGCUCUUUCUACUCCAAGCCCUCCAGUCCAGAGUCUCCCAUCCCCGAGAAGAUUCCCUUCGUCCCCACCUCUCCUCCUGCCAACGCAUCUCGCACAUUAGUUCGAUCCAUGAGCGAUCAUUCAUCCUCCACUUCUUCCUUCUUUUCCACUUCUUCUGCUUCGAUUUUCGAUCCUUCCACCGAAGAUGAACUCCGAUUCCGGAAAUCGCGCGGGUCGUUCGAUGAUGAUUCUGUCGGCGGUUCCCCUCCCCCCAGCCUCACCGAAUACAAGCCGCGCGAAGUCAGCUGUCAAUUCGAGGCAGAGGACAAAAAGGAGGAAGCGCAGAGAACUCGGAAAUUCUCGUGGCAGUCAGUUUUUACCGAAAUGAAGUGGGAAUUGCCCGCUAAAAAUCAUUUUUACGAAUCCAAGAAAAGUACGAUUCUCAAACCCCGAUCACUGCGCAGCCCCGAGCUCAAUCGCUAUUUCGAGCGCGGAAAAACCGCGGAUCGCCGCAAAUGGAUCCUGAACAUCCCGUGCAACGAGACGCCGAUCCUCGUGUUCAUCAAUUCGCGGUCGGGCGGCCAGUACGGCAGCCAUCUUCUCCCGCAGUUUCGACGCGUGCUGCAUCCGAUCCAAGUCGUCGAUCUGCAGGAGAAAAACCCGCACGAGGCGCUUCGGAACUUCGUGGAACUGGAGAACCUCCGGAUUUUGGUGUGCGGCGGAGACAUAUCCAUGGAGGGGUCGGUGGGCUGGGUGCUGAAUAUGAUCGAGAAGUAUAAGUGGAAACGGAUGCCGGCGGUGGCGAUUCUCCCGCUGGGGACGGGAAAUGACUUGUCGCGCUCGCUGAAUUGGGGAAGCGGCUUUGUGGUGCUGGUUGAGAGAGAGUUUGAUGUAGGAUGGGCAGUCGACGGAGAAGAUUUUGAAGCAAGUGUCGACGGCGCGAUGUGGGAUUGGUGGAAUGAUUGGAUGAGUAGUGAUUUUAAUCGAAACUUUAACUGCUAUUUCUCCAUCGGAUCCGAUGCCGCCAUCGCGCUUCGCUUCCACACGAUGCGCGAGCGAAACCCCUCGCUGUUCAACUCGCAGCUGGGGAAUAAAGUCUGGUACGCCGCAGUGGGCGGCGGAGAAACGUUGAAUCCCUCCUAUCCGAAACUUUCUGAGAGCAUCGAACUGCUCGUCGAUGGAGUGAAAUGCGAAUUGCACGACGCGAUUAGUGUUACCUGCUUGAACAUUCCGUAUUAUGCCGGGGGAUCGCUGCCGCUGGGCGUGUCGGAGGACUAUUUCUCGAGCAGUGAUGGGAUUCUCGAAGUGAUCGGGUUUCGAAACAUUCUGCACUGUGCGACGACGCUGGCGGGAUUAAGCAAGGCGUUUAUGAUUGGAAGAGGAAGGCAUAUUCAAUUCAAACUGAAGGAGAAAUGUCCGAUUCAGAUCGAUGGAGAGCCGUGGAUGCAGAAGGCGGCAACUCUGGAUAUUCUGUAUCGAGGGCAGGUCCCGAUGCUGACGCAGCCAGCGAGUAAAGUGGAAGAAGCGGUAGGAGUGAUGAUGGAGUCGUUGGAGUGGGCGAAGGCGAUGAAGGUGAUUAAUGAAGAGCAAUAUCAGCAGAUCUUGUCAAAGUAUCAGGAGGAAUUGCGGCGUCGAAAGUACUGA